CUUUCUCACGGUCUCACUCAAACUUGCACCUAGUCUCAAGUUCUUUGCUGAGAAAGAAGAGUGAUAAAACUACUGAGAAACCAAAAGCCAUGGCUACUCCAGCUACUGCUAGUGAUUUUGCUCCAAACUUCCUGGUAGUGAACCCUCAUAAGGGAAGAAAAAGAGAUAUAGUUAAGUAUUUGGUAACCAAAAACACGAAGAGUGGGAUGAGCUUUUUGGAUAGUUCAGAUGAAGGGAUUAAGGGUGGUGCAGCAAUUGAUCACAGGUGGAUUUUACUGGUUUCUGUUAUCAUUCGUAGGGUUCUUGCCUUUAUUAAUACUCCAUUGAAGUACCUUGGUUAUGUGGUUGAUUUUGUUCUCAACCUCAUUUCACAAAACGAAGGCGUUUCUGGCAUCCUCGACAACGUUCUUCAUUUAAAGCUGAAGAUACCACGUAGAGGCUCGGAGAAUUUUAUAAGCACCAUUGGACAAUUGGAUGGCCGAAUAGACCUAUACAGGACUGUAAUCUUGUCAGAGAAAGUUGAUGAUUCUAUUUCUACAGAUGUCAACAACAUAAAAGCAGACUUGGGCAACCGAUAUCUAAUGGAUCUUUCUAUUAUGGCUUCAAAACUUGUUUAUGAGAAUGAGAAAGUUAUCAAGCACGUUGUUGAACGUCACUGGAAGAUGCAUUUCGUUGAUUUCUACAACUGCUGGAAUGAAUACCAAAAAGAAAGCAACACCCAAGUGUUCAUAUUCACCGACAAGCCUAGAGAUGCAAACUUGAUAAUUGUUAGCUUCAGAGGCACCGAACCAUUCAAUGCACAAGAUUGGAGUACUGACUUCGAUUUCUCAUGGUAUGAGGUUCCAAAAGUUGGAAAAAUCCAUAUUGGAUUUUUAGAAGCAUUGGGUUUGGGUAACAGAGGAGACUCUUCCUCCUUCAAAACUCACCUUCAAAAAAAGCACACAGGUUUCUUUCAUUUAAAUGGCGAAUCUGAAGGGGCUAUGCUGGAACUAUCAAAGAAGCGUGCUUACUAUGCUGUGGCACUAAAGCUCAAGCACUUAUUAAGAGAGCACAAGAACGCUAAAUUUGUUGUCACUGGACAUAGCUUAGGCGGAGCACUUGCUAUAUUGUUCCCUUGCAUUCUCGUAAUACAGGAAGAGACAGAGAUGGUAAACAGGUUGUUAAAUAUAUACACAUUUGGACAGCCAAGAAUUGGAGAUGUGCAGCUUGGCAAUUUCAUGGAAUCUCAUUUGAACUAUCCAAAUACUAGAUAUUACAGGGUUGUUUACUGCAAUGACAUGGUGCCUAGAGUGCCUUUUGACGACAAGAUCUUCGCCUUUAAGCAUUUCGGAACCUGCCUUUACUAUGAUAGCCGGUAUUUCGGCCGAUUUAUGGAUGAGGAGCCAAACAGGAAUUUCUUCGGAUUGAAGCACAUCAUACCUAUGCGAAUCAAUGCAUUGUGGGAGAUCAUUAGAAGCUUUGUGAUCGGUCACGCUCAUGGGCCAGACUAUCAUGAGACUUGGUUCUGCACAGUGUUUAGAGUAAUGGGGCUAGUGCUUCCUGGGGUUGCUGCUCACAGUCCUAUAGAUUAUGUUAACUCAGUGAGGCUUGGAAAGGAACGUACGGCUCCUAUGCAAUCUUUAAAAAGCUUUGCUCGCAAAUUAUAAUAUUGGGUUGUGCUAGUCUUCAUUAUUAUCAAUCAUCAUAAGGUCGAAAGAUCAUUGUAAUGUUAAUGGAAAUUAGUGUGGUGUAGCAACUCAUUUAUGCUUGAUAUGGUUGUUGGCUCAGAAUAAAAAGUAAUGAAUCGCAUGAAUUUCACAACUUCUA
Messenger RNA from Jatropha curcas, 1806 nucleotides. The record is from RefSeq and is a predicted model, not a curated record. Lineage: Eukaryota; Viridiplantae; Streptophyta; Magnoliopsida; Malpighiales; Euphorbiaceae.